UUCUCUCACAUGGUAUCACGAGCUACUGUUCAAAUCUAAUUUUUUUCCCGCCUAUUCUCUCUCUACUUGGUAUCACCGAAUACGGUUCUGCCGCCAUGGCCACUGCAACAGCUUCUCUCUCCGCCACCACGCAACCUUCCUCUCCGGCUAGCACAGGCAUCAGCGCCCCAAUAUCUCUCUCUUCGAUUGGCGCCCCAUCCUCUUUGGGAACGCAGCCUUUCGUCAUCAUGCCUUGCACGGCCACCCUCUCGGCUUCCUCCUUCGCAUCACCAUCGAGAAGCUUGGUGCCAAAUUAUACUCUAUUUCAUAACCUGCCACCAGUCUUUUUGUGGUCAGCACCGUCUCCCGUCCAGCAAGUGUCCUUGGACCCGUCGCCCUCGUUCUCUGCCCCGACUGCUGCACAAUUCUCAGGACCCACGUUUGUUGGUUCUCCAAGAAUUUCUUCCUUGGUUCCUGCUACAAGGCUUGGACCGCCGACUGCUUCAAAUUCUCCUAUGGCAGAUUUGGCAUAGUCCCUAUCUCACGUGGCCACCAACGUUACUAAUAUUGUGACCACCAAACUGCAAGCUGUUGAGGAUUAUAUUAUGUGGCGCACCCAGUUAGAGUCCUUUCUUAUUUCUCAAGGUCUUCUGGGAAUGGUUGAUGGCUCAAUUCAUGUACCUUCUGUUCAUUCCAUAGACCUAUACAAUCGUCAAAUCCCUAAUCCCGAGUAUUCGUCAUGGUUACGUAUUGAUCAAACUAUUCGUUCCUUGUUAUUUGCAACUUUAUGCCGUAUUGUUCUUAUUAAUGUCCAUGAUUUAUAACACUCUUUAAAA
Messenger RNA from Cuscuta epithymum, 815 nucleotides. The record is from the annotation of a GenBank genome assembly. Lineage: Eukaryota; Viridiplantae; Streptophyta; Magnoliopsida; Solanales; Convolvulaceae.